This is a messenger RNA of Polistes dominula (European paper wasp), 1221 nucleotides long. Its product is annotated as lysosome-associated membrane glycoprotein 5. Gene Ontology annotation, biological process: establishment of protein localization to organelle. NCBI's taxonomy places the organism in Eukaryota, Metazoa, Arthropoda, Insecta, Hymenoptera, Vespidae. The record is from RefSeq and is a predicted model, not a curated record. Gene Ontology annotation, cellular component: lysosomal membrane; plasma membrane; late endosome membrane.
UUCUUUUUUCGGGAUUACUUUUCAUCUUUCUUUCUUUGAUAUUAUAUUUUUUUCUCUACCUUAUUCGUAUUCCUUAUCUUCACUACCAACUAUCGAACACGUAGGGAUAAAAAUCUCCUGUUAGAAGAGGAAGAAAGAAGAAAAGUAUUUGUCGUCAUGGCGCAUCGAAGCGAAUCCUUCAAAGGACUCUGUCUAUUGUGGUGUGUCUUGGGCAACGUGUUCAGUGUUCCAACUCCAACACCCUCACCCUUAAAAUCGGAAGACGUAAGAUACACGACACGUAGGAUACCAAAAACUAUAGUCGAUUUACCUACCCAAAGAAGCAGAUCACCGAUUUAUUUACAUGCGUUGAACCCGAUGAAUUUGGAGAUAAGUACAUCAUCGACUACGUCAAUGCCAAUGACGACACACCAUAGAUCCAUUUCCGGAGAGAAUCCAAUUUAUCGUCUGAAUGGUGCUAAUGGACAAGCUUGCAUACUUUUGCAAACAGAUGCCGUUAUUGCAAUCAAAUAUCGCACCAUUUUGGGAGAAGAUAGAGUGGCAGAUUUAUUUGUUCCCGACGAUGCAACGGUCAACGGAAAUUGUGAUAAUGAAAAUACAGUAACAAUGUCCUUGAAAUGGGAUGCAUUUGUACUCUUCUGGAGUUUUGCCAAGACACCAGGUGGUGAAAGAUGGUACGUUGAGAAAAUCGAAUUGACCUAUAAUUCGAGCGACCGACAUUUCGAGCACGUAGAUCAACCACAUAAAACUGUAAGAUUGAGCACUGGUUCGAAACACAGUGCAAUGCUUUUUCCAACACCCGUUGGAAAAUCUUACGCUUGUGACAAUGAAACUGAAAUUCAUUUAACCGACGGCAAAAAUACUGCCAGUGUUAUACUCAGAAAUAUGAAGUUGCAACCAUUCAAAUUUAAGAACAACGAAUUCGCGGCAGAAUUCUCCUGUGCAUCGUUAAGUGCACGAGCUAACAGAGACGAAACUGCACCAGUUGCAGUUGGUUCAACAUUAGCUGCAGCUGUCCUCCUUACCAUCACUGGUUAUGCAGUUUAUCGAUACUUCAAAGUGAAGAAGGUCAAGUACGAUACUAUGGAAUAAAACUAAAACGUCCUUCCCUCUUUUAGUCUCUCUCUCUCUCUCUCUCUCUCUCUUAUCAAGGACACUGUCACGUACGAUGCCAAAGAGAUAAAAAAAAAAAAAAAAAAAAAAAACAAAAAUGAAAACCAA